AUGGCUCCAAAGACUGUGGGAGAACCGGAUGAGAUCACCGGACAGAGCGCACUUCCGAUUGCUCGAAUUAAGAAAAUUAUUCAGUUGGACGAGGAUAUCGUACAAUGCUCGAACAACGCGACCUUCGUCAUCGCAAUGGCUACCGAGAUGUUCAUCCAAUAUCUUGCUGAGCAAGGGCACAACGUGGUCAAAUCCGAGCGAAAGCCACGCAAGACCGUCCAGUACAAAGAUCUCGCUUCGGCGGUAUCACACACCGACAAUCUCGAAUUCCUUUCUGACGUGAUCCCUAAAACUACAACCUACAAACAAUUCAAGGAGAAGAAGGCGAAGGAUGCGGCGAAUCAAGGCGCCAUGGAGAAGGGCCAGCGUACUCUCAACGGUACCAGUGCACCUCCAGCACAAGAAAAUGGCACAGGUAUGGGAGAUGCCACCCCACAAGGAGAAGAUUCGAAGACAACAUCUCCGUCGGUUCCUCGGCUCCCUGUAAGCGCGUUGAUUGCGGACCGGACAGUCGAGCCCAAGGCUACCCAUGACCAUGAUGUGGAAAUGCAAGAUUGA
This is a messenger RNA of Penicillium samsonianum, 558 nucleotides long. Its product is annotated as histone-fold domain-containing protein. NCBI's taxonomy places the organism in Eukaryota, Fungi, Ascomycota, Eurotiomycetes, Eurotiales, Aspergillaceae. The record is from RefSeq and is a predicted model, not a curated record. Gene Ontology annotation, cellular component: nucleus; CHRAC. The transcript has 4 exons. Gene Ontology annotation, molecular function: protein heterodimerization activity. Bases 1 to 558 code for a protein of 185 amino acids.